CCAAGCAUUUCAUUGAUAAACUUUCAUUUGUUUUUGAAAUUAAUUAAAUAAAGUAGUUAAAAUCAGUGUAGAAUUAAUUCAACAUGUCCAACAUUACGGCAGCGGUUAUAGCCAACCGCAACAAGAAGCACUUCCUGGGCGUUCCAGCUCCUUUGGGCUAUGUGGCCGGCGUUGGUCGAGGAGCCACGGGAUUCACCACCCGUUCCGAUAUUGGCCCCGCCCGCGAUGCCAACGACGUGUCCGACGAUCGCCACGCGCCGCCGGCCACCAAACGUAAGAAAAAAGACGAAGAGGAGGAGGAGGACGAAGACUUGAACGACUCAAACUAUGACGAGUUUAGUGGUUACAGCGGCUCCCUGUUCUCGAAGGAUCCGUACGACAAGGACGACGAGGAGGCGGACGCCAUCUACGAUUCGAUAGACAAGCGAAUGGACGAGAAGCGCAAGGAGUAUCGUGAUCGGAGGCUGCGGGAGGAUCUGGAGCGCUAUCGCCAGGAGAGACCGAAGAUCCAGCAGCAGUUCAGUGACCUCAAACGCUCGCUGGCCAGCGUCACCUCGGAGGAAUGGUCCACGAUCCCGGAGGUGGGCGAUAGUCGCAACAGAAAGCAAAGGAAUCCGAGGGCCGAAAAGUUUACCCCACUGCCGGAUAGCUUGAUUUCCAGGAACCUGGGCGGCGAGUCGUCCUCCACCUUGGAUCCGUCCUCUGGCUUGGCCUCCAUGGUGCCUGGCGUGGCCACGCCGGGCAUGCUCACCCCUACGGGAGAUCUGGAUCUGCGAAAGAUCGGGCAGGCCCGCAACACCCUUAUGAACGUCAAGCUGUCGCAGGUUUCUGAUUCCGUGACUGGCCAAACGGUGGUCGAUCCCAAGGGCUAUCUCACCGACCUGCAGAGCAUGAUUCCCACCUAUGGCGGCGACAUAAACGACAUCAAGAAGGCUCGCCUGCUGCUGAAGAGCGUGAGGGAGACGAAUCCCAAUCAUCCACCCGCCUGGAUUGCCUCUGCUCGCUUGGAGGAGGUCACUGGCAAGGUGCAAAUGGCCAGGAAUCUGAUCAUGAGGGGUUGCGAAAUGAACAUCCAGUCCGAGGAUCUCUGGCUGGAGGCAGCGCGUCUGCAGCCGCCUGAUACAGCCAAAGCGGUGAUCGCGCAAGCUGCUCGUCAUAUUCCGACCUCAGUUAGGAUUUGGAUUAAAGCCGCGGACCUGGAAACGGAGACGAAGGCAAAGCGUAGGGUUUUCCGGAAAGCUCUGGAACACAUUCCGAACUCCGUUCGCCUGUGGAAAGCUGCCGUGGAGCUGGAGAAUCCCGACGAUGCGCGAAUUCUACUCUCCCGUGCCGUAGAAUGUUGCAACACCAGCGUUGAACUUUGGCUGGCCCUCGCCCGCUUGGAAACCUAUGAGAAUGCCCGCAAGGUGCUGAACAAGGCUCGUGAGAAUAUACCCACGGACCGGCAGAUUUGGACCACGGCUGCUAAGCUGGAGGAGGCCAAUGGUAACAUUCACAUGGUUGAGAAGAUCAUCGAUCGAUCGCUGACCUCGCUGACCGUCAACGGGGUGGAGAUCAACCGGGAUCACUGGUUCCAGGAGGCCAUCGAGGCGGAGAAAUCGGGCGCCGUCAACUGUUGCCAAUCAAUUGUGAAGGCUGUCAUUGGAAUAAGUGUGGAGGAGGAGGAUCGCAAGCAGACCUGGAUCGAUGAUGCCGACUUUUGCGCCAAGGAAAAUGCUUUUGAGUGCGCCCGAGCUGUCUACGCUCAUGCCCUGCAGAUUUUCCCCUCCAAGAAGAGCAUCUGGCUGCGAGCCGCUUACUUUGAGAAAAACCAUGGCACUCGCGAAUCGCUGGAGGCUUUGUUGCAGCGAGCCGUGGCCCACUGCCCCAAAUCGGAGAUUCUCUGGCUGAUGGGUGCCAAAUCCAAGUGGAUGGCUGGCGACGUUCCGGCGGCGAGAGGCAUUCUCUCCCUGGCCUUCCAAGCCAAUCCCAAUUCCGAAGACAUUUGGCUGGCGGCCGUCAAGUUGGAAUCGGAGAACUCGGAAUAUGAACGUGCGAGGCGAUUGUUGGCCAAGGCCAGAGGCUCGGCACCAACGCCCAGAGUGAUGAUGAAAUCAGCUCGCCUGGAAUGGGCCUUGGAGCGAUUCGAUGAAGCCCUGCGGCUGCUGGAAGAAGCAGUGGAAGUGUUCCCCGAUUUUCCAAAGCUCUGGAUGAUGAAAGGUCAAAUAGAGGAGCAACAAAGACGAACGGAUGAUGCAGCUGCCACCUACACGCAGGGCCUGAAGAAAUGUCCCACAUCCAUCGCCCUUUGGAUUCUAUCUGCCAAUCUGGAAGAGCGUAAAGGAGUGCUGACAAAGGCCCGCUCGAUUUUAGAACGUGGUCGAUUGCGGAAUCCCAAGGUGGCUGUUCUCUGGCUGGAGGCCAUCAGGGUGGAAUUGCGCGCGGGUCUGAAGGAGAUUGCCAGCACCAUGAUGGCUAGAGCAUUGCAAGAAUGUCCCAAUGCCGGAGAGCUAUGGGCUGAGGCCAUUUUCAUGGAAACUAAGCCUCAGCGAAAGACAAAAUCAGUGGAUGCGCUCAAGAAAUGCGAGCAUGACCCGCAUGUACUGCUGGCAGUUUCAAAACUUUUCUGGUCGGAACACAAGUUCUCCAAGUGCCGGGAUUGGUUCAAUCGAACGGUCAAGAUCGAUCCCGAUUUGGGUGAUGCCUGGGCCUAUUUCUACAAGUUCGAAGUGCUACACGGCACGGAGUCACAGCAACAGGAGGUCCUUGAUCGUUGCAUUUCCGCAGAACCCACGCACGGCGAAUCCUGGUGUCGCGUCAGCAAGAACAUCCAGAACUGGCAGUUCAAAACUCCGGAAGUACUUCGCGCCGUUGUGCGGGAGCUAUCCAUACCCAUCUAAGCUUUAAGUCUAUUUUGUGGAUUAAAUGUGUGGAGCCUAGGGCUGCAUCUCUCGGUAUCCCUUAAAUAUGCGAUAAACUUGUUUAAAGUGCUUGAAGAUGAACUC
Molecule: messenger RNA, 2984 nt
Organism: Drosophila takahashii
Lineage: Eukaryota; Metazoa; Arthropoda; Insecta; Diptera; Drosophilidae
Gene: Prp6
Product: pre-mRNA processing factor 6
Biological process (GO): mRNA splicing, via spliceosome; spliceosomal tri-snRNP complex assembly
Cellular component (GO): U4/U6 x U5 tri-snRNP complex; catalytic step 2 spliceosome
Molecular function (GO): protein binding
Source: RefSeq, a predicted model, not a curated record